Molecule: messenger RNA, 6561 nt
Organism: Drosophila biarmipes
Lineage: Eukaryota; Metazoa; Arthropoda; Insecta; Diptera; Drosophilidae
Gene: Elys
Product: protein ELYS homolog
Exons: 7
Coding region: 150-6290 (2046 amino acids)
Molecular function (GO): protein binding
Source: RefSeq, a predicted model, not a curated record
UCAAAUCAAAUCGAAGCGGCAACGCCGGCCAGCACACACACACUGGCGCACUCCCAAAAUAUUCAGGGUUUUUUUUUUACUUGCGGGUUUCCUGAUUUACUGAAUUCCAGGCUAUCCACCGUGAAAGCGCGGACUCACAUGAACUAGACAUGGAGUGGCACGAAGUGGAGUUGGACGGCAGCCGCACGGCAGCCUUCCCCGAGCGCGCCGUACCCGGAUUUGGCCAGGAGCCGGCGGAAGUGGAGACCGCCGACUACCUGGGAGGCAUCAUACGCGACGGUCAGUGGGGCUGGGUGACCUGCCGUUAUGGCCGGGACGCCACCCUCCUGGUAUGCAGCAUGUCCACCGGCGAGUGCUUCUCUUGGCACCGCUUCUGGAGCAGCGAGUCUGCAGACGAGGGACAUGGUAGCCCAGGACAUCGCAGCCGCAUCCGCUGUGUGGAGGAACUCUUUCCCGGUGAGCCGGAACGCACCGCGCUGCUGGCCAUCUGCCUGGAGUCGUGGGAGAGUAAAGAGCGCCCGACAGACGUAAAGACGGAGGUGCUCAUCUACUCGAUCCCCAACAGUCGAGUGCUUCGCCGCUUCCACCUGCCUGGUGGCCUGCACUGCAGCGCGCUUACCUUCCUUGACCUGGACAUCUGUGGCGCCUCGAGAGUGCGCCGAUUCGACGGCUGCCUGGCCGUGGCCACCAAGGAGGGCAUCGUCCUUCUGGUCGAUCUCAACGGCGGCAGCCUUGUGGAGCCGCCUGGACGGCGCCGCAGUCUGAGCAACUCUAGUUCCGAGGGCGACCCAUCCUGCGGGAAUAUUUUUAGCUUUCCCAUCGAGGAGCUUGUAGGAUGCGCGGACUCGUUGCUGGACGAAUGUCGCUCUAAAGGCGGUCAUAUGGCCGUGCGGUUGAGUGUGGCCCACAGCGGAAUUCGAAGCUUGAUGGGCAUCAGCUUGGCGCCCGGCUUUGCCGCUGGCCUGGAUGACGGCCGUGUCCUGAUCUACGACCUGAUGAACUUCCGUGUGACCACAUCCCUGCAACCGCCGGGAAGAAAGGAAGGUACUCACGGGGGCGUGCAGCGAAUGUGCCUCAUCAUGCCGCCGGACGACCCCAAGCCCUGCUUCUACAUAUGUGCAUUGUACCAAAGCUCCGACGGCCUUAACAUGUCGCUGCACUCCGUCAGCUACAGGCGCUCCUACGUGGAGCAGGCGAGCGACCUGUUCCGCUUCGAGCACUUCCAUUCCAGCUCGGUCCGCAACCACCAAGUCUUCGACAGAGGCGUUUGCUCCGUGAUCGGCUGCACUACGGCCUCCACUUUCAGCUUUGCUGGGGACAGCGGAACGCUACUAGUCAUCAUAUCCUGGCACUCGCGCACAGAUCGCAAGAACAGGGUUGUCCUGUUCGACAUCAACCAGUGGUACAAGGAAGAGAUGCCCCCAUGUCUGCGUCAUUACGAAACGCCCCAUUACCUUGCCGGCUAUAUACUCAGUGGUUUGCCCACGGGAUUGGGUUUGCAGCUGCGGUCCAACUCCAUUUUGCACUUUGUCUCGCUACAGCGCUACGAUGAGCACUUCUAUCCCGAUUCCCUGACCUUUGAUUGCACACUGCUUACCCCAACUGGCAGCCGCUACUACGCUCAGGACGGAGUGCAACAUCGAUUCCUUAACGCCCUGCGCUGGGAACGCGCUACGCUCUUUCUGCGACCACAGUCGUACCACGAGGAUAUCGUUCGCCUGCGCCUCCUGCCCCAGUUCUGCGAGCUCAACCCGAACGCCACGUUCUCUAAGACUGCCAUGUACGAAGUCAUUCUGUCGGUGGCUUUGGAGCACAAGUGCGGGGCCCUACUGAACGACUGCGCCCGCAGCUGGCUGGACGGCAGCUUCUUGUGCAACAUGCUCGAUCCCACGGAGCUCUCGCUGUCCACCCUGACCAACUGGAUCGUGAAGCGCGCCGGCCAAAUCAAGAUGCGCUGCUCGGAGCUUUGUCAGGGCAUAUUCGACUACGGCGGCUACCCCUUGGACGAGCGGGAGCGGCGUGAGUUCAAAGAGCUCUCUGCCCAGCUACGUGAGCUACUGCGUCUGCAAUCCUACAUUGUCGAACUGGGUAGGCGCCGACUGACGCCCUCCUUGCUAGCAGAGUGCAAGACCAACGAACAGGCGCUGCGAACAGUGCACGAGUACCAGAGAGUGCUUUACUGGUUCAUCGAACAGGGCCUCCUGCCGGAGGGCCAGCACGAGAAUCAUCAAGAUCUGCGCGAGCAGCCUCUGGUUCGCCUGCGGAAUGUUUACUCCGAGAGACGGGCUCAAGGAAAUAGACUGUACAUUGACUCUCUGGGGGAGCUGACCUCCCUAUCGGACUCCUAUCCGCCAGACUCGCUACAUUCGCUCCUGCGCGUGAUGCUCGAUCCGGAAACAGAGCCCUCUCGCAAGCAUGCUCUCAUUCUGUACCUAUUGCUGGAUCUGGACCCACAGCUGGGCAGGCGCUUUCAGACUGCCUUUCAACUGGGCGAAGAACUGGCCAAGUCGGUGCGCUCCUUUUGGUGCUUGGACCGCGGCGAAUACGAGCAAUGCGUCAAGGAGCUGUACAAGGACCCCGCUCCCGCCAACAACUUUGAGGAGUGGCAGAUGCGCCUGCUCCUAGAGACUCUGCUCGAUGGCGGCGCUGUCAAGGCGGCCAUGAGAGUGGCCAUCCAACCGCCUGGUCCCCUGUCAUCGGCUCUGCACAUGAGCGUGCUCCUGGCCAACGAAAACAUGCCGGAGGCCUUCCUGAUCGCCCGCCUCUACGACGACGAGGAGGAGGGACAGUCGCUGCUGGAGCGCUUCUUCCGCCACUGUAUCGAACGCAGGCGCUUCAGAGUGUUGGCCGAGUUGUGCCUGAGGGAGCCAGAGGAGCGGGUUUUAUACCGCCUGCUGCGCCAGUGCCGAUCCCGUCAGACGGAGUGCGUUCACUUGAUCCUGCUGCUGCAGAAGAGUAAGUUCAUCGAGGCCGUGUCCUUUAUGGACGACGUGGCCGCCGAGCGGGAGCGAGAGGACGAGUCCUCUAGCAGCAUUAUUUCUGCCUACCGGUCUACGAUGGCGCCGGUUGCCCAGAACAUUGCCGGCACUUAUCUCCGCAUCCGCGACACCCUGGACGGCCUGGAUGAUGACAAGAAGGGGGGCGGUCCUUUGCAGCCCUUCAGUUGCCAGCUGGUCAAACAGAACGCCAGCGGCCAGGUGGGCGGCAUCUUCCAGAGCUCCGCCGUCAGUGCCCACUGGGCAACGCACUUCGAGACGCCUCCAGUCUUGCCUCCCAUCUCAAUCCCUGCCAAAAUGGGCUACACGAACAUUCCCUUCCUUCGGCAUGCACAAUACGGACUCUCGGAGCUUCCCCACCGGCGUCGCAAGGUGCGACCAGUGCCCCACCAGGCGGUGGAGAAGCGUCAGCGGGAGCAGGAGGAGCAACAACGGGAGGUGCGCGAACGCAGGGAGCAGUACUCACUGCAGCCCCGUAAACGCCGCCGCCUAUUGGCCGAGCAAUUGGUUGAGGAUGUUAAGGGCCAUGUAAGAUCCAUACUAGACCAACAAGAACAGCAGCCGGGACUGAAAGAGGCGGAGCGAAAUCAGGCCAGCGAUCUCCUGCAGCCGCCAACUUUCCUUCAGACGCGACAGCCGACGACACGCCAAGGCAGCAGCUCGCCCCAGGGGAUUCUUACGAUCCUGAAGCGGCAAUCGGCCAUUAAUGCCGUGGGAGGCACUCCGCCGGUGGCUACGUCCACCACACUAGCGGGACCAAAGAGAUUCCGCUUUAUGCCGCCCAUUCCGUUGCGGAUGGAUGGAUCAAUGGAGGUGGACAGCGAGGAUGCCGCCGGGGAGGAUGAGGGAGAGGAGGAGGAAACCGACGAGAUUAUCGUGGAGAUCGAGUCCAGAAGCGAGCCGAGAAGCGCCUGCAGCGUCGAGUCCGACGAGGACGAGGAGUUCCUUUCUCCGUUGGCUUCGGCCAAUGUGUCUUUGGUGGACCAGUUGACAGUGCCGCCGCCGGAAUCUCCUAGACCUUUGGCGCCGCCAGCUGGCCCACAGCCACGUAGCUCUUUGCUUCAAAGGCGAACCGAAAUCGGAAGUGGACGUGGAAGUGGGACUGGGAGCGAGAGCAGCAGUGGAUUCGGCAGCUUUGCGACCGUCCGCCCGGCUCCAACGACAUCUCAUUCUCAGUUCGUGCCCACCAUCUGCUCCUCGAAGAUGGGCGAGACGCAGUCGCAGGUGUUCUCCAGCGGCAGCUGUGGGGUAAGGAUAUCCGAGCGCACGACCAUCUGUGGCGAAAUGGAAUCAACCGAUCUUGGUUCGGAGCUAACGACCGCACCUAGUUCGCAGUGGUCUCUGCCUGCAGCUCGGCCUGCUCUGCAGGGACACCGGAUGAUGGACACCACUCUGGGAAUGUCCACCUACGAUGUGGCGUCACUUGAGCAGCCAGACAUCCAGGUUCAGGAUCAAGAGGAGGAACUAAGGCUGGGCGACACGCAGUCGGUUGAGGAGCAGGAGCAGCAGAACCAACAGGAUGAGCAGGAGCCAGAGCGUUCGGAGAUGGGCGGACUGCUGGAAUACCUGGGCAGCUCGGAAGCACCUGUCCAGGAGCCCCUGUCCUCGCCCACCUACAGCCUAAGCAGCGAAGAGUCGGACCUCUCCUCGGCCGGCAUCCGGAACCCCCUGCUCCCCACGCUGCACAACGAUGACCCCAUGUACUCGAUCGUUGUAGAGUCGACAGGCUCCAUCACCACUUCCCGAUCGGUAACGCACACGCCCACCUCCUUCCUGCCAAGCGACACCAACGUCUCGCAGAACUCGAGUCCGAGGGCAGCACACGGUGCAGAGGGAGAUGGCUCGCCGAUUUCCCUGUACCGCGCAAAUAGCCUGGAAACGGUUGAUGACCUAGACACAACGAAGGGGUCGCUGGAGGAGGAGGAGGAGUACGAUGAAGAUGACUGCGUCGUUGCAUUGGACGGCACUGAGGUGCGCGGCUAUGUGGCCCGUCCGCCGCCAUUGGGGGCCUGCAGCAGUGCCGAGCUCUUUGCCUUCAAGGACGACUGCCCGGAGGAGACGACCAGCGGUCCCUGUCCCUCUCUUUCGCUUGGCGCCACGGUCAAUAGCGACUCGGAGGUGGCCGACACCAUUGUGCUGGACAGCGAUGAGUCGCAAUCGGAGCAGCAGAAGGAGGUAGAUUGCCCUCUGGAGGAGGAUGCCGGCAGCAACGAUUCUGUGGCAACAGUAGCGUUUAGCGAGAGCAAACAGAAUCCUGUUGACAACGAUAUGGAAGUGGAUGUAGUGGUGGAAGAACCACCCCUGCAGGUGAUUCCCAAAGACCAGGUGGGAAAAAAGCCCCUGGAGGAAAUUCCCGAAGAGGUGGCUGACGGUGAGGUCCAAGAGGAGGUCAGAGAGGAUCCCGAACCGGAGGCACUUUUGGUCCAAGAAGAGGAUUCCAGGCAGAGCCUAACGCUGGUACUUUCCGACGACGAGGCCGAGGAGCCAGCUGUGGCUUCGGUGCCCACUCGGUCUCUGCGCCAGCGUCGCGCCUCCUCAGAGCACCGGGAUAGCCCGCGUCCCCUGCGAUCGCGUCGCUCAUCCGUGGAGCACCAGGACAGUCCCGCUCCGUUGGUUGCCCGCAAGAUGCGUCUGCGUAGUAAUGACGCCAUAACCUCGUCGCCCGCAACCACUCCGUCUGUCGCCACGCCCAAACGCCGAGCCUUGCAGCACAAGCACCUGCUGGAGGUGAUUGACGAGCAGAGUUCCCUGGACGCUUCGGUGCCGCGAACCCGCUCCCGCUCGCGCCUUAGCGUGGACUCGGAGGCGCCGAAUUCCAGACCCACCACGCCCACAACUAGGGUCCGCGGCAAGCGGUCCACCUCACUGGCGCCCACGACCGAGAGUCCGAGUGUCCGGCGUUCGCUGCGUGGCAACAGCGAGCCACCAGCCGCGGUGGGAGUGCAACUGCCCGUGCGCAAACAGAGGGCGGUUGGCGUGAGAUCGCGCAAGACGAGCCAAACCGAGCAAUCCCCGCCUGCAUCGCCGGCUCCGACAGAGGUGCCUCCAAUAGUCGCCGAAGAAUCCGAAACGGCGAAGGAGGAGCGACCACGUCCUCGUCGCGUCGGCAGAAGGCGUGUCUCCGACCUGAGCGAUCAGUCCGCCAAGGCCGCGGCCACAGAUGUCCCUGGCCCUGGCCCGGAGCCCACUAGUUCGAGGACCAGCUCUAGGACGAACUCCGCCAACAGCAUCACCAACACCAAGACCCGGGAACUGCGUCCGCGCACGCGUCGCACAUCGAAGUCGGAGGUUUAGCCUCCGCGUUUCCUCUGUUACCGUAGUCACUAGAAGAUCGUUCGUCGCUUGCGGAACCCACGGAGGGUAUGUGCGACUGCGCAACUCGACUAAACCAAAUUGCAACAGCACCAUUUUAAAGAAAAGUCAUGGAGAAUGAAGCCGACAAGUAAGAAACGGCAUAGAUGCAACGGUCUAGAACUCUAGAGUCACUUUUACUUUGUUCACCCUAAGUACCAAUUUUAAUUGGCAUACGUUUUGAAUGUUUAAUAAAUCAGUUGGAGUUGAAGAA